CCUCUCAGUCUCAGCAUGGCUCUUCUUCUGCUCCUACUUCUCUUCCUCGUGCUCCUCUCCCUGCAGUGGGCAAAGAAGUAUUUCCUGGGAUUCUCUAACCCUCAUGUACAUUACCCACCUUGCCCGCCCCCCUUACCAUUUCUAGGCAACCUGCUUCACCUGGCGCACAAAGAUCUGCCAAUUCACUUGCUGCAUCUCUCUAGAAAAUAUGGGUCUAUUUAUCGUCUAAGCUUUUGGGGGAAAGAUUUUGUCGUGUUAAAUAAUUCUAACUUGAUCCGUGAAGCUCUGCUUAAGAAGUGGGCAGAUUUUGCUGGAAGACCCAAGAGUUACAUAGGUGAUCUGAUAUCCCUGGGCGGGAAGGAUCUGUCUCUUGGAGACUACACGCCAGUGUGGAAGGUGCAGAGGCGUCUCACCCACACAUCCCUGCAGAACUGCGUGCGCAAUGACCUAGAGAAUGUGCUGAUCAGAGAGGCCAGAUUAUUAUGCCAGGAUUGCCUGAACCUGAAUGGGGAGCCAGUGGAUAUAUCUCGAUCAUUCUCUCUGCGAACCUGCAGGAUCAUAGCAGAACUGACAUUUGGUACCACGUAUGAUCUUUCAGACCCCAAAUUCCAGGAGAUUCACAAAUGUAUUGUUAAUAUUAUUAAGUUAUGGGAGUCACCAAGUGUUACUGCUCUGGAUUUCAUACCAUUUCUGCAGAAGUUCCCCAAUCAGACUUUAAAGCUUCUGAUGGACACUGCAAAGCAAAGAGAUUCCUUUAUAAAGAGCCAAGUGGAAGCUCACAAGGCACAUCUCCCAUCCAGUAAAUGUGAUGAAGACAUUUUAGAUGGAAUGAUGCGAUUUCUUCUAGAAAAAUCUGGAGAUGACAGCAGCGGAAUGUCAGAAUUUUCUGAGGAUCAUCUUCAUAUGGCCGUUGUUGACCUCUUUAUAGGAGGGACAGAAACCACCGCAUCCUUAUUAACCUGGACAGUGGCCUACCUCAUGCAUUACCCAGAAGCACAAGAUAAAAUUCAUCAGGAGAUCAUAGGAGCAGUGGGAAUGGAGAGAUAUGCGACAUAUACAGACCGUAACAGCUUGCCCUACCUUAAUGCCACUGUUUCUGAGAUGCUCAGACUUCGACCUGUGGUUCCCCUGGCUGUACCGCACUGUACCAUUAGGGAUACAAGCAUUGCAGGAUAUACCAUCCCUAAGGGCACCACUGUAAUCCCCAAUAUUUAUGCUGCUCACCUUGAUGAGACAAUAUGGGACAAUCCUACCCAGUUCUAUCCUGAACGCUUCCUCUCCCCAUCAGAAAACUCACAUUCUUCCCGCGCUCUCCUUCCAUUCAGUGUGGGUGCAAGGCUUUGUAUUGGUGAGACUUUGGCUCGUAUGGAGGUGUUUUUCUUUUUGUCUCACCUCCUGAGGGAUUUCCGCCUCUUGCCCCCUUCUCCUGAACUUUUGCCUGAACUCAGUGGGGUGUUUGGAAUCAACUUCAAGUGCCGCCCAUUUCUGGUCUGUAUAUCACCCCGAGAAAACACACCAAAAAUACAGGAUUUAAAUAAUAAAACAUGACUUAUAUAUGACUGGCAUGAAUUCUACUAUAUAUCCUGUAUAAAUUGUCUUGGCAAAAAUGAGAAUAAAGGACUGAUGGUUUUUAAAGCGCAAGGAAUAUUUUAAGAGGAUGUAAAAUCUUAAAUAGAAAGCCAAUAUUAUGUUUCCCACUCUGAAUAAUGAUGUCACCAUUGUAUCUCUAACAAUCUUUUGCAUCACUUUCAUACAUAUUCAUACUUGCCGACUGCCAUUUACUUAUAUAUCGCCAGGUGGCCGCCAGCUGCAUUGCUUUGAAGCAGAGUUCAGCCUGCCAAGUAAUAUGAAAGAAGUGGAUGUGUUUAUUUCUUAGUGGGGUUUCUACCUGCUGUAAGGCCAAACAUACACGCCUGUUGCUUUCAUCCUGCCUGCCAGUCCUUGCACCUCUGAGCACUUCCAAGCAGUGCAGCAGGCAGCUGAGAGGUUGCUAGCAGAUAAAAAAGGGACAGGUGAGAAAGAGAUACAAAAUAUAGUUUUUCUUAGAGCAAGGUAAACCAUUUUAACUCAUAUGUGUAUAUUGGAGAUAUAAACAAACUGAUAAAAAAAACAUUUAAAUGAUUUGAUUAAUGUUUUUGUAUAUCUGCUAAUCAGAGUCUUUGUUUUGUACAUCAGCAAACCUGAAAUAACGAGAUGAAAACACUAUCUGACAUGUAUAUAAUCCUAAAAUAAUAUGUGAGAAAUUGUUAUAACACUUUUCACAAAAACAUGAUUCUGGCCAUACAGUUACUGAACUAUGUUUCUUGUAUGUUCCUAUACACUAUUUUCACUGCUGUGUCUUCCGCCUCAGUUCUGUAUUUUUGUUCUAUUGAUAACAGGAGCUGCAGUUUUUAGUCUUACAUUUAUUUUUGUCAUCUCUGCUUUUAUUUUCAUGGUACAGUUCUGGCUGGUGUCGGGAAAGAAUAAAAUGGUUGCAAAAAAUGUGUGUUUUUAUCUUAAA
Messenger RNA from Xenopus tropicalis (tropical clawed frog), 2500 nucleotides. RefSeq names its product cytochrome P450 family 21 subfamily A member 2, gene 1 (gene cyp21a2). NCBI's taxonomy places the organism in Eukaryota, Metazoa, Chordata, Amphibia, Anura, Pipidae. The transcript has 10 exons. The record is from RefSeq and is a predicted model, not a curated record. Gene Ontology annotation, cellular component: endoplasmic reticulum membrane. Gene Ontology annotation, biological process: steroid biosynthetic process. Gene Ontology annotation, molecular function: heme binding; iron ion binding; steroid 21-monooxygenase activity. Bases 16 to 1548 code for a protein of 510 amino acids.